Paramecium sonneborni is the source of this 442-nucleotide messenger RNA. Lineage: Eukaryota; Ciliophora; Oligohymenophorea; Peniculida; Parameciidae. The record is from the annotation of a GenBank genome assembly.
AUGAAAAAUUUGCCCCCCUAAAAUUCAACCCCCAGAUUUAAACAUAAGCAUGUGAAAUAACAUGAGAUAACUAAUGAAUAAGUGUAAGAGGUGAAUGAAAAUGGCCAGAGAUUAAUUUUAUUAAGUUAUUUAAAAUUAGUAAAGAAUCAAGAACUUCUUCGAGCUUAACUCUCUUUCUUAAUCCAGAUGAUAAACAAGAGAAGGAUGAUGAUGAGUGUUAAAAUAAAAGAUCCUUGAAGAUUUGUCAUUACUUUCAGAAGAAGGAGAAGUUUUCAUUAAGUCAAAAUCUAAUCGUUCUUAGAGGAGUCUUCUAAGAAAGAUGAAAGUAUAUCAGAAGCCAAUUAUAAAUAUGAUAUAGAAAACAGUCUUGAAUUUUUUCAGCACAUCCAAUAGAAAAGGGAACUACAAAAUAAUUUCUUGUAAGUUAAGAAAUUGGAGAUGA